Lactuca virosa is the source of this 1007-nucleotide messenger RNA. Lineage: Eukaryota; Viridiplantae; Streptophyta; Magnoliopsida; Asterales; Asteraceae. The record is from the annotation of a GenBank genome assembly.
ACUUGCAAGGCUUUGGAUCGAUUAUUCUUCAGGUAUGUUUUUAUCACGUACGAAUUAAGGGGCAGCCCACCAUCGACUCAGGCUAUUACCCAUCGAUCAGGGAGUAGAAGAAGACCGAACGUGUAGGGGGUGUCGGGCAGCAGAAACGAUCGCAAGGAGGGUGGGAAAGAACUCAUCAGCAACGCAAGGCAGGAGGUUGUGACAAUUGACGGGAUUUUCUGUGCAAUUGAAGUGUUAUGAUUGAUUCUUCUUCUUUAUGUUACAAAGGCAAAAUAGUCAUGUUACAAGGGCAAAAUAGUCAUUUUUCACAGUUUCCAUUGAAGAUAAUUCAAGGUAUGCUAUGGUACUUGGGGUUACCAGAUAAUUACCUGAGUAACCUGGAAGAAAAUAAUAUUGAUGGGUGUUUUAAGGUAGUUGAAAUGGGCGAUGGGUUGAAAGGGUUAUUUGUUGUGAAAACCGAAAAAGACGAAAAUAUAUUGUCUGUACUUGAAAGGAAUGCAUUGAGGAAUGGAGAGGGUAUUUCAAUUCCAUUGUUUCCAUCUAAAGGUUUGAGGUUGAAGACAAAGAUUUUGGAUUGGUUGGACCAUUUUCAGAAACUCCCAUAUGUUUCACCAUAUGAGGAAUGCCCCCCGGAUUUGUACCCGGAUAGUGAUGUGGCUGAGAAACGUGUUGUGGGUGUGCUCCACGAGUUGCUUAGUCUGUUUGUUGAACAUUCUGCAGAAAGGAAGAAGCUUUUGUGCUUGAGAAAGUAUUUGGGAUUGCCACAAAAGGUUCAUAAGGCGUUUGAGAGACAUCCCCAUGUGUUUUAUCUUUCUUUAAGGAACAAAACAUGCACUGCAAUAUUAAAGGAAGCAUAUUAUGAUAAAACAACCAUAGAGGUCCAUCCUUUUGCCAAAGUAAGAGCAAAGUACAUUGAUUUGGUGAAGGAAUCGAAAGGUAUUUUGAAAAACAAAAGACAAUGGAAUAGAAAUUUGAAGGGCGAAGAUGAACUCAUGAUGCAAGGUUAG